Orcinus orca (killer whale) is the source of this 1689-nucleotide messenger RNA. RefSeq names its product C-C motif chemokine ligand 28 (gene CCL28). Bases 1 to 396 code for a protein of 131 amino acids. Gene Ontology annotation, biological process: immune response; cell chemotaxis; positive regulation of cell-matrix adhesion. The record is from RefSeq and is a predicted model, not a curated record. The transcript has 3 exons. NCBI's taxonomy places the organism in Eukaryota, Metazoa, Chordata, Mammalia, Artiodactyla, Delphinidae. Gene Ontology annotation, molecular function: chemokine activity. Gene Ontology annotation, cellular component: extracellular region.
AUGUGGUUGCUCCCUUCGGAGCUCAUGGGACACUUUGUCAACCUCACCUCUUUAAGCAAGUACGGUUGCAACCCCACCAUACUUCCCAUUGCCUCCAGCUGCUGCACUGAGGUUUCACAUCAUAUUUCCAGAAGGCUUCUGGAAAGAGUGACUACAUGUAGCAUUCAGAGAGCUGACGGGGAUUGUGACUUGGCUGCUGUCAUCCUUCACGUCAAGCGCAGAAGAAUCUGUGUCAGCCCGCACAAUCACGUUAUUAAGCAGUGGAUGAAAGAACAGUCAGGCAAGAAAGAUGCUGAAGGCAACAUUUGCCGUAAGAAGAAACACCCCAGCAGGAGGAACAGUAAAGGGGCACAUCAGGGGAGGCAUCAAACACAUGGCCAUAAAACUCCUUACUAGAGAGAGUACAGAUGAAGCUACACAGAUGAGUCCUGAGUGAACUUGGCCACGGCUGGCUAUAAAUAUAUCAUGUGAAUGUUCCAACAGGGAACAGGGCGAAGCAAAAUAUAAUUUUGUAAAGGAACAAUUAUACAGAUGCAAAUGGAGCCAAUAAUAUACUCAACUGAAAAAUGAAAUGAAGAGAGAAUACUUAUCUUCACAUAAUAUUUUAAGCACAGCAUACAAAUCGAAUUUCUCCAACCUUUUUAUUAUGAUAUUUUCCAAACCUACAGAGAAGUGGAAAGAAUGGUACCGCGAACAUCUGUAUGCCUUUACCUAGAUUAAUCCUUGGUAAUAUUCUGCCACAUUUGUUUUGUUUUCUCUCUUCUCUCCUUGUACAUGUAUAUAUAAAACAUUAUAUACAUAAAGAUAUAAUUUUUUUGCUGAACCGUUAACCAUUUGAAAAUGUUAUAAACAUCAUGACACUUCAUUCCUAAACUUCUUUUAGUGUUACAACUUGGCAUCCCUCAAGAAUAAAGACAUUCUCUAUAUAAUCGCAUAAUCAGCUUUAUACCUAGCAACAAUUUCAUCAUAUAUAUGAUAUAAUAUAUAUGUUCAGAUUCCACAUUCAAAUUUUUCCAACUAUCUCCAGAGCAUAGAUUUUUUUCCAACCAAUUAAUCAAGGUUCAUAUAUUGCAAUUGUUAUAUUUCUUGUUUUUUGGAAUUUUUGAAUUUUAUUUAUUUUUUUAUAUAGCAGGGUCUCAUUAGUUAUCCAUUUUAUACAUAUUAGUGUAUAUAUAUCAAUCCCAAUCUCCCAAUUCAUUACAGCACCACCCCCCGCCGCUUUCCCCCCUUGGUGUCCAUACGUUUGUUUUCUACAUCUGUGUCUCAAUUUCUGCCCUGCAAACCGGUUCAUCUGUACCAUUUUUCUAGGUUCCACAUAUAUGCGUUAAUAUAUGAUAUUUGUUUUUCUCUUUCUGACUUACUUCACUCUGUAUGACAGUCUUAGAUCCACCCACAUCUCUAUAUAUUUCUUUAGUAUCUUUUCAUCUAAGAAAGUCCCUCUGCUUUUUUUCUUUCUUUCUUCCCAUGGCAUGAACUUUAAAAAAAAAAAAAGAGUAUAGGCCAGAACCUGUUCUACAUUCUGUGUUUGUCUGUUUCCUCAGGCUCAUGUUCAGAGUUAACAUUUUUUGGUAAGAAUGCUUCCUUUGUGAAUUAGUAUAUUUCUUAUUGCACCAUUUAGAGUUCAUGAACAGCGGAGUUCAUUUUCUACAUAGAAAACUUUUAGCUGAAUAUCACCUUAAAACAUGGAGU